UGGACAUGCGCAGAGUCGAGCUGUUGGGCAAACCGAGGACUGGCAAAGCCCAGCGGCGUGAAUUAAGGCGGCCCACGGCGCAACAGCGGCGCGUUCUUACAGGCUGAUUUGGCAGCCGUCCUUUCUCCACAUUGGCUUUCCCUCCCCGCGCCACUGACAGUCAAGCCCGGCUGCCGUCUCCACCCCACCCCCGGGCGCGCCUCUGGAAGCAGGCCCGCCCCUCAUGGCAGGGAGUCGCUGCAGCCCUUCGCUCGCCUCCCUCCCUCCCCUCUGAGGAAGCCGAAGUGUGCUGAUGUUGGCUGUGGGUCGUAAGGCUCCGACGGUCCAUUUCUCCAGAGGCGGCGGCGAUGAAGCUGACGAAGACUGAAGAUCCAGCGGGAGAUGCUGCCUUUGCUGCAGCCCGGACGACGUACAUCUUGGGGGUAGACGUGGGCAGCACCGUGAUCCGGUGCCACGUUUACGACAAGGGGGUCGCGCUCAGAGGCUCCGGUAGGAAGCAGGUAGAAGUCCUUCAUCCUCAGACUGGUUGGGUUGAAAUUGAUCCUGAAUGUUUGUGGACACAGUUUGUUGAAGUGAUUAAAGAGGCAGUCCAAGAUGCUGGAAUCCAAAUAAGCCAAGUUUCUGCUCUUGGAAUUUCGACACAGCGUGCAACUUUUAUUACAUGGAACAAGAAGUCAGGGAAACCUUUUCAUAACUUCAUAAGCUGGCAAGAUGUGAGAGCUGCUGAACUUGUAAAAUCCUGGAACAGAUCUUUCUUACUGAAGGCAAUGCAUGGUGUCUCUUCACUGCUGCACUUCUUUACUCGGAUUAAUCUAUUUUUGAUAGCAAGUUUGCUUACUUUCACAACACAGCAUGUCUCUUUAAGACUGGCCUGGGUUUUACAACAUAUAUCUGAGGUAGAACAAGCUGCUAAAGAUGAUAAUUGUUGUUUUGGAACAAUUGACACGUGGCUACUAUAUAAGCUCACAAAAGGUGCAGUGUAUGCUACAGACUAUUCAAAUGCCAGUACCACAGCAUUUUUUGAUCCUUUUAAGCUGCAAUGGAGUGUGCUUCUUAGCAAGUUGUUUUCCAUUCCAAUAUCACUAUUCCCUCCAGUAGAGGAUACAAGUCAUCACUUUGGAUCAGUUGAUGCUGAAAUAUUUGGAGUGCCUUUUCCAAUAACAGCUUUGGUGGCAGACCAGCAGGCAGCCAUGUUUGGAGAAUGUUGUUUUGAUGAAGGUGACAUUAAAAUUACCAUGGGGACUGGUUCAUUUUGGGAUAUUAACACUGGAAGCAAAAUUCAUGUAUCUAGGACAGGCUUGUAUCCAUUGGUUGGUUGGAAGAUCGGAAAAGAGCUGACCUACUUAGCUGAAGCCAAUGCUUCUGAUACUGGGAAUGCUAUAAAAUGGGCUCAAGACUUAGAUCUUUUUUCCAGUGCUGAAGAGACUUCAGAGAUGGCCAACAGUCUUGUAAAUUCAGGAGGAGUUUGUUUUGUUCCAUCUUUUAGUGGGUUACAGAUUCCAGUGAAUGACCCUUGUGCAUGUACUUCUUUUAUGGGGAUCACACCUUCCACCACCAAAAACCAUCUUGUUCGAGCUGUGUUGGAAUCUAUAGCUUUCAGAAACAAACAGCUGUAUGAUACCAUCGCAAGAGAAGUGGGCAUUCCACCCACAUCUAUUUGGGCUGAUGGAGGUGUCAGUAAGAAUAGUUUUAUAAUGCAGAUGACUUCUGACUUAAUUAAUAGAGAGAUAAACAAGUCUGUAAUUACAGACAUGUCUUGUCUUGGAGCCGCUUUUCUUGCAGGUCUUGCUGUAGGAUUUUGGAAUGACAAACAACAACUAAAGAAGUUGAGGCAAACUGAUGUGGUUUUUAAACCGCAGAAGGAGCCAAAGGAAUAUGAACUUGCCAUGGGUAACUGGAUAAAAGCUGUUAAACGUUCUCUCCACUGGUAUAGCCAUACAUAACAGUAAUAAUAAAUAUAAAUCUUUGCAAUGACGUAACCCACAGUGCUGAUUCCACUUUAGAGUUUACAGUAGAAGAUAUGGAGGCUCUUCUCAUGUGCAGCCAAAACCAGAUUAAGAAAGCCAAGCCUGGUCUUAUGUUUGGUCCCAGGGGAUAACUUCCUUUAAGACUGGAAACUCUCUGGCUUGGGUAGCCAGAAAGUAAUAGAAAGCAUUUCGUUCUUAUGAUCUGCUCUACUAUCUAAUCGAUUUAAGCGAAAACCUAAUCUAGAGUGGCUGCUUCCUCACUGAGCAUUGCUUCACACAGGAAAAAAAGAUUUACCAGAUUGGAGCUUUUUUUCUUUUGGAAUCAUGAUUUUCAUGUUUUAUCUAUCUCCCUGGAGAUUUUGAAUUCUGGCUUCUUGUGGGGAGAUAAAAUUAAUGAAUAUGAUCAGAAAUCAGACAUCUCCAUCUAAGAGGUGGGGAAUUUGUGGCAUGUUGUCCCUAUUGUGGAGUCCUGGAAAUCCCAGGCUUCAAGUUUUUAAAAACAACCACCACCCCCGAACCUAGUUUAGUUCUCAUGUUUAAGCAGUUAAUGUUUACACAUUCAAAGUUGGUCAGGAUGAUUCUCUUCUUAUCAGGAAGUGGAAGUCACUACACCUAGGACCUCUUGGUUCACAACUGUAUUUUUCUUGACCAUGCACACGUAUUUUACUUUCAGUGUUUAAAAUCCUAUUCAAAUAACUGUCUGCCCCUGCUCCAAUCUAUAUAAAAUGCCUAAGGAAGAACAUAUGUGAAUAAUAGUCCAUGUGCACAAAACGUUUUGGCCACUCAAAAUACCAAAACUAUUUUUAACACUUUUAACAGGGAAGUUUUUUAAAAGAUCAUAAGUAGUUGUUCAAAGAUAAACUCUAAAUAAUGGUCUUAGUGCAAUAAUUGUACAUUUGUAUGGAAUCCAAACAUCUUUACACAAGGUGGCAGUUUUUUAGCACUGGAACCUCAACAUAUUGCCACUGGCAAAAUAGAUUUUCCUCCAGCUAGAGAAAUUUUCAUGGAUACAUUUUUGGUGUGUAGGUUAGGUGUCAAAAUGUCAUCGAUAUCUGUUGGCCAGUGCCAACUCUUGUGCCAUUUUAUGCACUUUCUCAAGGAUUUUUGCUAUGUGUGGUGGGUGGAAUAGAAAAGGCAAUGACACACUCAUAAGAAAAGAUGAUACACAACUUUGGUAUGGAUCGAUAGCCAUCUCUUCCACAGUAAGGCAUUGCCUACAAUAUAUAACCCAUCCUACGGACACUACGGACACUGCUACAGAGAUACAGUGUGACUUGAUUAAGGAAAGGAGAAGUGGUUAGGAUGUGCCUUGCAGCAUCAUGUAGAAGCCCUUGGAAAAUGCGUACUAUAUGCACAUGCACUUCUGGAUCACAGUCUUAGUGUGCAACUGUAAUUUAUGUAUCAAAAUCCAAUUGUUUCUCUAAUAGCAGAAUCCAGAGUAGUGCUAUUUUAAAGUAGGGUUCUGGUUUUUUCUGCCAUAUAUUACCAUAGCAAUGGUCUUCAAGUGCCUGAAUAAGGACAGAGGUCCAACUGGGAAUUUUCCAUUAGAUAAUCUGUAUUAUAAUGUUUUCUCUGUAUCUAGAGCCAGGACAUCUAGUGAACCAUAUUUUUAUCCUUGUAAUAGUUUUAUUUUUAUACUUGGUCUGUUUAUGGAUAUGAAAUAUUGUGCCUGAGUUUACUUGACUUUGUGUAUUUAAGGAGAGACAAAGCAUACACAUGUGUGGAGAUAAACUAUGAAAGCCAGAGUUAUCUUUUUUCAUGUUGUAAGCCAAUUUUAUGACAGAAUGUUUACUUUCAAAUGCAACUUAACAAAUUUCUAAUUCUGUAAUAAAUCUUAUUGCAUUUCACUCAAUGAACAGAAAUUGUGAUUAAUUCUGUGUUGGAAACAUGUGUAACCAUUUAAUUUCAAAGAUUUAUAAGAACUGUUAGGUAACUUUCUUGGAGGCAUAUAUUUUAUAACUGAAAUUUGUUCUCUUGUGCUUUAGCACUUUACACUGUAACUGGAAAUUACUAGUACAGUUUGUUAAUGUAUGUUGCUGAUCAAGUAAGUAUAAUUGCAAGCUGGAAUUUAUUUACAGUUUCAAACUAGAAAUAUAGUGUACUUAUUCAUCAUGUAAUCUUAUAUGAUUCAAAAUUAUUAAUUUUGUAUUUUGCGACUUCCUUCUGGAAGGUGGUCAUGUUACUUCAGCAUUUCCCUCGUCAUGGAAAAGGCAGUUUCAAAUGGGAAUUUAUUUAAGUUAACAAGUAAAAUGUGCUGCUUAAUUAUCUAGAGUCAUAGUUGUCUAGAUGGCCCAUGUGUACAUUUUAAUACAAAUGUUGCCUUUUUGGGUUAGGUUUGGCUAGCUUGUCCCAACAAAGUGCUUUCCUCAAGAAUUUCCCCCCUGCUCUGCUUAGAGGUAUAUUGUUAGACUUCCCUUCCUCUGUUCUGAUUUCAGGAUAUAGAUUCCCUAGAGCUGCCUUUUGCUUGGUGAGAGGGGUGGGGGGAUUUUAAAAGCAAGAAGAAGCCAUUAUUCAUCAGUGCUGGAGAGUUUACUAUGUGAGAACAACAAACAUGGAUGAUGCACCACAUUGCAACUACAAAACUGCUUUCUAUCCAAAGAGUUCAUAUUCUGGCUUAUGCUGUCUCAAGACACUUGGGGCAAAUGCUCUAGACUCUUUGUGGGUGGGGAGUAGAGCUUUAAGAGAUUUACUGUAGCAGUUCAAUGAAAACAGGCUUUGUUGAGAAGUGAUAGCCUCCCACUUGCCUCUUCCUGCAAAUCAAAUAUAAUAAAAAGAGGGCUAAGUAUGUUUCAUCUGAGCUGUAACAGAAGGAGACUGAACUAAAAGCAACAUAAUUGCUGCUUCUAGGCUGAGUUAUCUUUGUAUGUGAAUUCUACUAUGCUAUAAAAGAAUGAUGAAGUUAGGCUAUAACACUAGUAAAAUGUAAUAAAUGGAAUAUUCUAUAUUAUAAAA
Messenger RNA from Hemicordylus capensis (graceful crag lizard), 4919 nucleotides. RefSeq names its product glycerol kinase 5 (gene GK5). NCBI's taxonomy places the organism in Eukaryota, Metazoa, Chordata, Lepidosauria, Squamata, Cordylidae. The record is from RefSeq and is a predicted model, not a curated record. Gene Ontology annotation, molecular function: glycerol kinase activity. The transcript is spliced from 16 exons. The coding region runs from base 348 to 1943 and encodes 531 amino acids. Gene Ontology annotation, biological process: triglyceride metabolic process; glycerol metabolic process; glycerol-3-phosphate biosynthetic process. Gene Ontology annotation, cellular component: mitochondrion.